Molecule: messenger RNA, 2268 nt
Organism: Penicillium samsonianum
Lineage: Eukaryota; Fungi; Ascomycota; Eurotiomycetes; Eurotiales; Aspergillaceae
Exons: 2
Coding region: 1-2268 (755 amino acids)
Source: RefSeq, a predicted model, not a curated record
AUGACUAUCAUGAAAUAUCCAAAGAUAUGGUCGUCCCUGGCCGUGCUCCUGGCUGUCCAGGGCACCCACGCAGACCAGCAAGCUUUCCGCACCCCCAACAACCGAUUUCCUCUCGACGAGCUUGUGGUUGUUACACAUCAACCCUCAGGACAAGUCAAGUGUUGUCCCCCGGGCUUCGACUUUGACGGCAGCAAUUGUGUUCCUGGCGCUCCAAUCUGCCCGGAGAAUGCCGUCCUAAAAGGAGACAAGUGCAUCUCAACUUCCAAGCCAGUCUGCAGCGAAGGCAAGUGGAAUGGCUGGGCCUGCGUCACCAUUGAGUGUCCUACUUGUCCAGCAGAUUUCGUGCUCAAGGGCAGCACCUGCGUCACCACCACUGGGCCCUCUUGCUCAGGCACUGAAGAGGUCCGUGGCAAUGUCUGUGUCUCCAAGAAGCGGCCAAGCUGCCGCCACAGUGGCGCAACCUUUCAUGAGUCGAAGGGUUGUAUCAGCACCGCUAGCCCUGUGUGUCCCGACGGUUUCCGGUUCAAGGACAGUCAGUGUAUCUCAACCACUCCGCCCACAUGUGGAGAAGGGGCUCGCUUUGACACCGUCAUCAACCGAUGUGUUUCCGAGGAACCUCCCUCCUGUCCCGUGGCAGGAACCAAACCCAAGGGAAAGCUCUGCGUGUCCGAACUCAGUCCUGUCUGCCCGGAUGAUAGUUCAUUGAGCAAGGAGGGAUCCUGUAUUUCCAAAGGGAAGCCCCAGUGCCCAGACGAUGCCAAACUCGACGGUGGUAAAUGCUUCUCCACGGGAUCGCCUUCUUGCCCAACAGGCACCGACCUCUCCAUCGAUUCCUCAUCCAAGAGCGCGCUGCUGCCCCAAAGCGAUGACCUGGGAUGGCAAGAUGAGAAAUGUCCCCCUGGCACUACAUUGGUGGACGGUCGUUGCCGUAAGCAGGCUAUCCAAUUGCCAGAGUGUGCUCCGGGAUACAAGCUCGAGGGAAGCCGCUGCGUGUCACGUACGCCUCCGAGCUGCGCGCCGGGUCAUGUACGCAAGGAUGAUCAGUGUAUCGUCACCGAGAAGCCCUUGUGCGCCGAGGGCUUUGUCCUGACCGGCGCAGAGUGCGUUUCCACCAGGCCAUCAACAUGCCCAGAUGGCACUCAGCACGAUCAUGGUAUGUGUGUGGAUACUCGAGACCCGAUUUGCUUGGAUGGAACCACCUUGCAGGGCAAGGACUGUGUGCGUGGUGGUGUACAGGAGUGCGAAGAUGGAGUCUGGGAUGGUCAGGACUGCAUCACAUCCGACCGGCCCACUUGCGACGACGACUUCAGAUUUGACGGGAAGGAUUGUGUCUCGGAGGGUUUCCCCAAGUGCCCACCAGGAACCGUCCCUAAUGCCCAUGGAGAUUGCAUCUCCACUCAAGCCCCAGAAUGCCCUCCAGAGACCAUGCUUCUUGAUGGGGAAUGCGUCAGCGACGGCACCCCUGAAUGUCCCCCCGGCCAAACCUUCUCCGGUCAACAGUGUGUUCACAAUGGAACCCCGGGUUGUGCCGCGGGUUACAAGUUAGUCGGAGGCCAAUGUCUAGACACGAAGGUCGCCGGCUGCCCACCAGGCUACGCAGACCAGAAAGGCACAUGUAUAUCAACAGAAUUACCCGAAUGUGACGAGGGUACGACCUUCGACGGCAAAGCAUGCGUUGGAGAAAAGCCAAUCUGCCCACCAGGAACCAAGUUUGACGAUCAAGACUGCGCAUCAAUCAACGACCCCGAAUGCCCACCAGGCCUCAAGUUCAACGGACACAAGUGCAUAACAGAAGAAGAUCCCAGUUGUCCCCCUGAACAGAAACUCAACAAACAGACAAAGGAAUGCGAGCUCGAGGAAGGUCCCAGAUGUCCUCCCGGCCAGAAAUACAACGGCCAGCACUGCAUCCUAGGCUCGCACGACUGCCUAGAGUACGAAUUCUGCCCACCCAAAGCCCCCGGCCUUCCUCUCCCAGAAUUACCCUUCUGUCCCAUGAACGACGGCACAAUCCUGCAGUCCGGAUCUCGUGAUCAGACAUCCUUCAAGGUCCAUUGUGACACCUGUUACUUCUCCCAACCAGAUCUGGUCAAGUCUUUCGCAAACCUUGACAGCAUUGAUGCAUGUGUUCAGGUCUGCGCUGACACAUCGGAGACUGUUGGCUGUAACUGGUUCCCUGAGACAGGCACGUGCAGGAUUCAUCCAUACUCGACUACAGGACUUGAUCAGCUGAAGGAGUGCACUGCUCUCGAGCGUAUUCGCAUGCAGUGA